UCAAGAAAUUGAUUGAAGAAAAUUAACUUUAAUUGUUGUUAAUAUUUUUGCAGUCAAGUUGCUUCGGAUUGAAAUUAUUAAGGAUGUCGCGCAUUUUGGUUGGUGUUAAGCGUGUUGUUGACUAUGCUGUCAAGGUUCGUGUCAAUCCUGAAAAGACAGGUGUGGUUACACAGGGUGUUAAGCACUCUAUGAAUCCUUUCGAUGAAAUCGCCGUCGAGGAAGCCGUGAAAAUGAAGGAGAAGAAGUUGGCUAGUGAAGUUAUUGCCGUUUCCAUUGGCCCCAGUCAAUCUCAGGAAGUAAUUCGCACAGCUUUGGCCAUGGGUGCUGAUCGUGGUAUCCACGUUGAAGUGUCUGGAAAGGAAUACGACUUGUUGCAGCCAAUUCACGUUUCAAAAAUUCUUGCCAAGUUGGCCUUGGAUGAGAAAGCCGAUUUAGUAAUUUUGGGCAAGCAAGCAAUCGACGACGAUUGCAACCAAACUGCUCAAAUGACUGCUGCUGUGCUCGACUGGCCACAGGGAACAUUCUGCAAUAAAAUCGAAAAGACCGAUGCAGGUUUAACCAUCACUCGUGAGAUUGAUGGAGGCCUUGAGACCAUUAAAACAAAAGUGCCAGCUGUUCUCAGCGCUGAUUUGCGUUUGAAUACCCCUCGCUACGCAACUUUGCCUAACAUCAUGAAAGCUAAGAAGAAGCCAUUGAAGAAGGUUGGCGCUAGUGAUUUAGGUGUUGAUACCAACCCACGUAUUGAUGUAAUCUCGGUCGAAGAUCCCCCAGUCCGUCAAGCCGGCGCCAUUGUUCCCGAUGUUGAUGCUUUAGUUAGCAAACUUAAGGAAGGUGGUCAUUGCUAGACUGAAAA
Musca vetustissima is the source of this 853-nucleotide messenger RNA. It is a transcript of the gene Etfb, whose product is annotated as electron transfer flavoprotein subunit beta. The transcript has 2 exons. The record is from RefSeq and is a predicted model, not a curated record. The coding region runs from base 84 to 845 and encodes 253 amino acids. Lineage: Eukaryota; Metazoa; Arthropoda; Insecta; Diptera; Muscidae. Gene Ontology annotation, molecular function: electron transfer activity. Gene Ontology annotation, cellular component: cytosol.